This is a messenger RNA of Trichoderma harzianum CBS 226.95, 810 nucleotides long. RefSeq lists its product as hypothetical. The record is from RefSeq and is a predicted model, not a curated record. NCBI's taxonomy places the organism in Eukaryota, Fungi, Ascomycota, Sordariomycetes, Hypocreales, Hypocreaceae. The transcript has a single exon. The coding region runs from base 217 to 690 and encodes 157 amino acids.
GUACUGUACAGCACAGCAACCAUGCCAUGCAAGCCCGCAUCACACCUGAAGGUGUCUUCAACCCAAUGCACCGCACAGGUGCAUAUGCAACCCCCUUUCCUCUGGCUGGCUCUGGGUCCCAUCAUCCCCUCCCCCCAUCUCCACCACCCCUUCGCCUUAUAGACGCUGGCAGCCUCUGGUUGGCCUGUUGCCAUUUUCCCUUCUCCCCGCACCAAAAUGUAUGGAAUUACCCCAGACUUUUUGGCUACAUCUGACAGGGGGCUCCACUCUCCCUCCAGGGGUCUUUUGUUGGGAGCAGAUUGGCCUUGGAUACGCUUCUUUCGCUGCCGCAUUCAGGCGCCUAAAACACCGACAUCCUGCAUCAUGCGAGGGACUACAUACACAUGGUUAUUUUUUUUUUUCUUGUUUGUUUUAUUUUUCUUGCUGCCCAGUCGCCACCUCUUCGGUGCUAUUCACCCUGCAUCGUCCGUAGGUAGGGCGACUUGGCCUGCAUCUGAUGAAGAAAAAAAAUGGCACGCACGCAUAUACUUCAUGUACACAUACUUCCCAAUGUACCUACACAGGCGCAUCAUCUCAAUGCCCCCCCUAUUGCCCACACAUCAUGUACCAUAUACCACAUCCUCUCUCUGUACGAAUAGCAUCCCAAACGACCAAAAAAAGACACUUUCCGUCUGCAUAUCCAUAGCGUAGAUGACGCGGCCACCAUGGACGAAAUAAAAAAAGCAAAAGAAACAUACACUGUCCUUUAUACCCAAUCACCUAGUUGCCCGCCCUCUAAACCCCAUAGAUUCUCACCACGGGGGUCCCAUU